AUGCCCUCCUUCCCAGAGUUGGUAAUUACAUUAUUAAAUGCGCGAAAAUUUAAGGUUUAUGUUACGGGACCAGACCAAGGUAGUACCCGUUACACUAAGGCAAAAGAGGAACAUUGUUGUAGCUGGGGCUACAACCCAUGCGAGGUCCUUAUAAGCGACUGUACCGUGACAGUUUAUACUAAUAUAUUUUUCUUAUUUUCAUAUAAUUUAUGUAAACAUAUAUUUACGUUUAAUAUCGCGUUAAUACUAAUACUAAUAGUAUUUUAG
This is a messenger RNA of Gaeumannomyces tritici R3-111a-1, 267 nucleotides long. RefSeq lists its product as hypothetical. Lineage: Eukaryota; Fungi; Ascomycota; Sordariomycetes; Magnaporthales; Magnaporthaceae. The coding region runs from base 1 to 267 and encodes 88 amino acids. The record is from RefSeq and is a predicted model, not a curated record. The transcript is spliced from 2 exons.